Rodentolepis nana is the source of this 402-nucleotide messenger RNA. The record is from the annotation of a GenBank genome assembly. NCBI's taxonomy places the organism in Eukaryota, Metazoa, Platyhelminthes, Cestoda, Cyclophyllidea, Hymenolepididae.
AUGCGUGUACGUCGAAAUUGCCAUAUUUUUUGGAAAGCCUUUACAGCGACAUCUGAGCCAAAGAUUGUAGCCGCAUCGGAAUCACAGAGGGUCCCCGGGGGAAACAAGACAACCUUCUGGUGUGAAAUUAAGGGCUACCCCUUGCCCACAGUCACUUGGUACUAUUUUGCUCCCGGUGGCUCCUAUGAAACAAUUCUUCUUCCCGGAGAUUCCGACGAAAUGAGUGUGAGUUUACGAGGUGCCCCACCAGGUCGACGAAUCAUUUCUCACCUCCAAAUUCGUCGAUUUGACAUAAAAUACGAGGGUAUCUACCAAUGCUACGUGGAAAAUGAUCUGGGCAGUGAUCGUCGCAAUAUAACAGCAAUUUACGCACCACCAGAGUCUAAUCCUCGCGAUCUCUAG